Messenger RNA from Hippopotamus amphibius kiboko, 2415 nucleotides. Its product is annotated as vomeronasal type-2 receptor 116-like. The record is from RefSeq and is a predicted model, not a curated record. Gene Ontology annotation, cellular component: membrane. Gene Ontology annotation, molecular function: G protein-coupled receptor activity. Gene Ontology annotation, biological process: G protein-coupled receptor signaling pathway. The transcript has 6 exons. NCBI's taxonomy places the organism in Eukaryota, Metazoa, Chordata, Mammalia, Artiodactyla, Hippopotamidae.
AUGCUCACGCCUCAGAGCCCAGCUCCAACCCACUGCUGCAGAAUUCUAUCCAAGAACUACCAGUAUGUUCUGGCCUUGGUUUUUGCCAUUGAGGAAAUCAACAGGAACCCCCAUCUUUUACCCAACAUGUCUCUGGGAUUUGAUCUCUAUAAUGGCCUGCACAGUGAACGGAGGACAUUGGAAAGUUCCCUCAUUUGGCUCUCAGGAUUGGAUAAGGACAUCCCUAACUACACUUGUAGAAGAGAGAGAAAGUCUGUGGCAGUGCUUACAGGAACAACUUGGGCAAUUUCUGUGCAGAUUGGGACACUGCUGCAACUCUACAAAUUUCCACAGCUUACAUAUGGUCCUUUUGAUCCUAUUCUGAGUGACAAGGACCAGUUUCCAUCUCUCUAUCAGAUGGCCCCCAGGGACACUUUCCUGGCCCUUGGCAUGGUCUCUUUGAUGCUUCAUUUCAGCUGGACCUGGGUUGGGCUGGUCGUCUCAGAAGACAAGAAAGGUGUUCAGUUUCUCUCAGCCUUGAGAAGAGAGAUGGACAGGAAUGCACUCUGUGCAGCAUUUGUGGAAAUGAUUCCUGUCACUGACAGGUCCUAGUUCUCAAUGACUUGGGCCUAUCAUCUCCACAUCAAACAAUCAUCAGCAAAUGUAGUUAUCAUUUAUGGUGAUACUGACUCCCUGAUCAGCUUGAGCUUCUCUAAAUGGCAGCUUUUAGUGACAUGGAAAGUGUGGGUCACAACAUCGCAGUGGGACUUUACCAGCAUUCAGAGAGAUUUCCUCCUUGACUCAUGUCUUGGGUCUUUCAUUUUUUCACACCACCAUAAUGAGAUCCUUGGUUUUCAAAAUUUUAUGCAAAUGGUCAACCCUUCCAAAUACCCAGAAGACAUUUACCUCAAUAAGUUGUGGUUCAUCUCUUUUGACUGCACUGUCUCUGAGUCUGACUGUAAAACUUUGGAGAAUUGUCCACCCAAUGCUUCCUUGGGAUGGCUGCCUUGGCAGAAUUUUGAUAUGGCCACCAUGGAAGGGAGUUACAAUGUGUACAAUGCUGUGUAUGCUGUGGCUUGGACGCUUCACAAGAUGCUCCUUCAACAAGAAGAAAUGCAGCCAACGGGAAGUGGGGAAAGGCUGGUGUUUUCUCCUUGGCAGCUGCACCCCUUUCUCAGGAACAUCCAGUUUCACAAUCCUGCUGGUGAACGAGUGAGUUUGGAUGAAGAAAGAAAACCAGAUGCAGAGUAUACCAUUCUCAACUUCUGGAAUUUUCCAGAAGGUCUUGGACUGAAAGUGAAGGUGGGAAGGUAUUCCUCACAUGCUCCACCUGGCCAAGAAUUAUCUUUAUCUGAGGACAUGAUAGAGUGGGCCUCAGGAAUUAUAGAGACUCCCCAGUCUGUGUGCAGUGAGAGCUGUGGUCCUGGAUUCAGGAAAACUCCUCAGGAGGGACAGGCUGCCUGUUGUUUUGAUUGCACUCCCUGUGCAGAGAAUGAGAUUUCCAAUGAGACAGAUAUGGACUGGUGUGUGAAGUGCCCAGAUCAUCAGUACGCCAACAGAAACCGAGAUCGCUGCCUUCCAAAAGUCGUGACCUUUCUGGGAUAUGAGGACACCUUGGGGAUAGCCCUGGUCUGCACAGCUCUGUGCUUCUCUGUCCUUACGGCUGUGGUCCUGGGGGUCUUUGUGAAGCACCGAGACACUGCCAUUGUCAAGGCCAACAAUCGCACUCUUAGCUACAUCCUUCUCAUCUCCCUCACCUUCUGUUUCCUCUGCUCUUUACUCCUCAUUGGCCGUCCCAACACAGUCACCUGCAUCCUUCGACAAAUAACAUUUGGAGUUGUUUUCACUGUGGCUGUUUCCACUGUCUUGGCCAAAACCAUCACUGUGUUUGUAGCCUUCAAAGUCACUACACCAGACAGAAGGAUGAGACGGUGGUUGGUGUCAGGGGCACCUAACUCUAUCAUUCCCAUCUGCUCCUUUAUCCAACUGACCCUCUGUGGCAUCUGGCUCGGAACCUCCCCUCCCUUCAUUGACAUAGAUACUCACUCUGAACAUGGCCACAUCAUCAUUGUGUGCAAUGAGGGCUCAGUCACUGCCUUCUACUGUGUCCUGGGAUACCUGGGCUCCUUGGCCCUGGGGACUUUCUCCUUGGGUUUCCUGGCCAGGAAUCUGCCUGACACCUUCAAUGAAGCCAAGUUCCUGACCUUCAGCAUGCUGAUGUUCUGCAGUGUCUGGGUUACCUUCCUCCCCGUCUACCACAGCACCAAGGGCAAGGUCAUGGUGGCCGUGGAGAUCUUCUCCAUCUUGGCUUCUGGUGCUGGACUACUAAGCUGUAUCUUUGCUCCAAAAUGCUAUGUUAUUUUGAUAAGACCUGAUAAGAACACUCUGCAUAGGUUAAGGGGUAAAACACAUUCUGGGAGCAAUAAGCCUUCUUAA